Messenger RNA from Haliotis rubra (blacklip abalone), 522 nucleotides. RefSeq names its product early nodulin-75-like. The record is from RefSeq and is a predicted model, not a curated record. NCBI's taxonomy places the organism in Eukaryota, Metazoa, Mollusca, Gastropoda, Lepetellida, Haliotidae. The transcript has 2 exons. Bases 37 to 423 code for a protein of 128 amino acids.
AUCCUGGCCUGGCUGCUCACACUAGCCAACUGCAUCAUGUCUGGUUUCCUGCGCAACAGACGCCCGGAGACGCCACGCAUGACCAUUCAACAAGUGCCCCAAAUGGCCACUGUUGUACAAAUGAGCAGCACCAGACACGUCUCGCCCCAGUACGUGACACCCCAGGGCACCUACCUGCCACCUAACGGAGCCAACAUGACAUACAUGACACCCCAAGGAGGCUACGUGACAUCCUCGGACCCACCUCUGCCACAAUACCAUGACCUGCCUACGGCCCAAUACCAUGACGCACCUCCGCCCCAAUACCAAGACGAACCUCCGCCCCAAUACCAAGACGAACCUCCGCCCCAAUACCAAGACAAACCUCCGCCCGAAUACCAAGACGAACCUCCGCCCCAAUACCAAGACGAACCACCGCCCUAAUACCACGGCAGAGGUCCGCAAAAACGUUGCGUGCUAGGCAGUGGGGAAGAAUACCUUUUUGUGUAGCCGACUGUUUUUAUACUAGGCCAAUAUGACAUU